Messenger RNA from Aaosphaeria arxii CBS 175.79, 727 nucleotides. RefSeq lists its product as uncharacterized. The record is from RefSeq and is a predicted model, not a curated record. Lineage: Eukaryota; Fungi; Ascomycota; Dothideomycetes; Pleosporales. Gene Ontology annotation, molecular function: protein binding. The annotation marks the transcript as partial. The transcript has a single exon.
AGCUGCUAGAAAGCGUCGUGGCGAUAGAAGCAGAAGUGCUCGCAGAAGACCAUCCUGACCGACUAGCGUCUCAGCACGCACUCGCUGGAGCAUACUAUGCCAACGGAGAAACCAAGAGAGCUAUAGAGCUUAUGGAAUAUGUAGUCUUAGUUAAAGCACACGUCUUCAGAGCGGAUCAUCCUUCGAGGUUAGUAUCAGGGAAUGUACUCCGCGAUAUGCGUGCCAAAAGGACGGAGAGCUUAUACUAAGAAUCUUUGCUUGUGUAAUUACUUUUACUUGUUUACUAUUUAGCAUGCUUUAUAUUAGCUACCUUAUAUAGUUUGCUAGAACAACAUUAGAGCAUGUAAAGGCUGCUUAAACUAGCAGAAGCCAGGGCAGGCUAACUAUGUCUUUUCGCAAUUCGAGAGCAACGAGUGUGUGCGAGGCUGGCUGGUUUUGCAGAUGGUUACAUUUUCGGCUGAUCGCGACUAUAAAUUUUGAAGGACGGUAUUCUCCAGUUAACCAUUUCUUUUUACAUUUAUCUGUAAUCUAAAACCAAUCUAGAAGAUCUCACGAAGCAGGAACUUCAGGAGGCCACCCGCAUAAGCAGAUUUCUUCGGCAAGAAUUUCUUAGUCUCGAGCGUAUAGUUCCUCAAUUCGUUCAAAGACGUAAAUAGCUCUACAUCCUGCCCUGGGGUAUCCACGAGGUCAACAAGAUUCACAUGUACUUCUUUAAUCCUCUAGUCAU